CAGCGCGCUGACGUCAGACGGCGGUCACGUGCCGGGGUGCCCCUCAUUGCUGAUUGGGGAGACCCCUCUCCCGCGCAGCGUGAACAGCCGCGCAUGCGCAGCGCCGCCUUCUCUGCCGACCGUUAGCCGUGUCUCCGCUAAAACACAGGAACUAUGGAUGACAACCUUGAUUUCACCACCGGCGAUGCUGGAGCAUCUUCCACCUUUCCUAUGCAGUGCUCCGCUCUGCGAAAGAAUGGAUACGUGGUUCUGAGAGGGCGUCCCUGCAGGAUUGUUGAAAUGUCAACAUCCAAGACUGGCAAGCAUGGGCACGCUAAGGUUCACAUGGUUGGCCUUGAUAUAUUCACUUCAAGGAAGUAUGAAGAUAUCUGCCCCUCUACCCAUAAUGUGGAUGUUCCCACUGUGAAGAGAAAUGAUUAUCAGUUGAUUGGAAUUACAGAUGGCUACCUCUCUCUGAUGACGGAUAAUGGUGAGGUGCGUGAGGAUCUUAAGGUGGCGGAAGGUGAUUUGGGAAAGGAAAUACAAAAUAGAUACGAAGCCGGAGAUGAUGUAAUGAUCACUGUUCAGCACGCCAUGAACCUUGAGGCUGCCGUUGCCGUCAAGCUCAUGGCCAAACAGUAAACUGGCAUCGGGAAGCCGGUACUGACCACUCAGGCCAAAAUCUUGGAUCUAAAUUGGAUUAAUUAUUGCCAAAGCAAUGGCCUUCACAACACGACCUAAUUUACUUCAAAUUAUUUUGCAGACUGUGCCAGGCAGAUCUGCCCUAUCAGCUCUCCCCCCUGUCGUCUCUGCAGGCUGAUUGGCAUUGUACUAAAUCACGGCUGUUGGUGCUCCCAAAUAAAAGCUUGAUGUAAAGUUCACCCGAGUUGGUCCUCUUUGUUGUAGAGCUGGCCUGUAGAAUGAAUACUUACAGCCACAUGCCUUGUGAUUUUCUCUGCCCUUCCGCCCUGCAUCUGAGGAUCUUCGCAACAUGGGUCGAGCAGCCAUGAGCUAGCAAGCAGUAUUACCUCGGUUAUAGUCCCAUUGCUCAUUAAGCAUUAUUUUAAGGCUGUUCAUCUUGUAAAUCUCCAUUAUUACAAUGCUGAUGCUUGUCCUGGAUGUAUGCCCCAAAUGUUUUAUGCAGGUAUUAUAAAAAUGCUGAUGUGAAUCUGGGGACCAGGUGUUGGGUGGGGUGUGAGUGUCAUGCUGCGAAAUUUCACUUGAGGCCUUUGUCACCAGACUAAGAAAACAAAAUAAAAUAUUUGGUUGCUUAUUUUAUUGUAUUUAUCAUGCAAUUAUAUUAAAAUGAGUGAAGCAUUUUCGUGGAA
Amblyraja radiata (thorny skate) is the source of this 1307-nucleotide messenger RNA. Its product is annotated as eukaryotic translation initiation factor 5A-1. The transcript is spliced from 5 exons. The coding region runs from base 154 to 621 and encodes 155 amino acids. NCBI's taxonomy places the organism in Eukaryota, Metazoa, Chordata, Chondrichthyes, Rajiformes, Rajidae. The record is from RefSeq and is a predicted model, not a curated record. Gene Ontology annotation, biological process: positive regulation of translational termination; positive regulation of translational elongation. Gene Ontology annotation, molecular function: ribosome binding; RNA binding; translation elongation factor activity.